Molecule: messenger RNA, 1827 nt
Organism: Pseudomassariella vexata
Lineage: Eukaryota; Fungi; Ascomycota; Sordariomycetes; Amphisphaeriales; Pseudomassariaceae
Product: FAD binding domain-containing protein
Exons: 2
Coding region: 1-1827 (608 amino acids)
Biological process (GO): lactate catabolic process
Cellular component (GO): mitochondrion
Molecular function (GO): D-lactate dehydrogenase (cytochrome) activity; D-lactate dehydrogenase (NAD+) activity; FAD binding
Source: RefSeq, a predicted model, not a curated record
AUGAGCCUAUCAGUGACUUCCCAUUGGGAGGGCCCCAAAACCACAACAUGGAAACCCGCAAAGGGUACCAACGGCGAUCAUACCAAUGGUGCCAAGGAAGUUGCUAAGGAAGCUUCCAAGGUGCCCGUUGCACGCUUUCUCCCACCCGGCUUCACCACUGAGAAGUUUCAAGACUUUGCAUCGCGGCUUCAGGCUAUCGUCAGUCGUGAAAACUUGUUCGUCGUCACUGAAGACACAGCGCUCGAGGACGGCGACUACCUGACUAUCGAUUGCCAGACACACGACAUGCACUUCCUCUACGAACGUGAGGAAUUCGUGGGAAGUGCGCUGGUGCACCCCCGCAACGUCAGUGAGGUGCAAGAGAUCGUGCGUCUUUGCAAUGAGUUCGUUAUGCCGGUGUGGUCUAUCAGUCGCGGCCACAACAUCGGAUAUGGCGGCGCAGCACCACGAGUCUCGGGCAGUCUCGUCAUGCACAUGGGCACGCACAUGAACAAAAUCCUCGAGGUUGAUGCCGAGAACUGCUUCUGUCUGGUGGAACCGGGAGUGACAUUCCUUCAGAUGCAGGAGUAUCUUAUCAAGCAUAAUCUGAUCGAUAAGGUGUGGAUCGAUGCCCCAGAGUUGGGCUUUGGCUCCAUGAUUGGAAAUGCCCUUGAUCGUGGCGUCGGCUUCACCCCCUAUGGCGAUCACUGGAUGAACCACUGUGGCAUGGAGAUCGUCCUGGCCAACGGCGAACUUGUGCGAACGGGUAUGGGGGCCAUGUCAAGUCCCGAAGGCCGGAAGCAGGCUAAGGCUGGGGUCCCACCGCAGGAUCAGACGCCGAAUGAGUGUUGGCAACUUUUCAACUAUGGCUUUGGCCCCUAUAACGAUGGUAUCUUUUCCCAAAGCAACAAUGGCAUCGUCACCAAGAUGGGAAUGUGGAUGAUGCCCAAUCCUCAUGGCUAUACCCCCUUCAUGGUCACCUAUGAGAAGGAUUCCGAUCUACCCGCUGUCAUCGACAUCAUCCGCCCGCUGCGAGUGAACAUGGUGCUGCAGAACGCGGCUAGCCUGCGACACGUAGCUCUGGAUGCCGCUCACUAUCAUCCGCGAACCGAAUAUACUGAUGACACGUUUGAUGUGCCUUUGACAGAGGAACAGCUGGAUGCAGCAGCCAAGAAGCUUGAUCUCGGUCGAUGGAUAUAUAUGGGCGCCGUCUACGGCCCAGAGCCGGUGCGCAAGGCGCUCCUAGAAGUGACUAAGAAGGAGAUGUGCAAAGUUCCCGGUAGCCGCUGGUUCCUCCUCGAAGACCGCAAGGAAGAGUUCAGCACGCUGCACUCACGUGCGGAGACCAUGAUGGGAAUCCCGAAUUGGGAUGAGCUGCGUUGGUUGAAGCAUUGGAUUCCCAACUGCACCUUCUUAUCCUUCUCCCCGAUUUCCAAGGUCGACGGCCAGUCGGCGUGGAAGCAGUAUCAGAUGGCCAAGAAUCGUUUUGCGGAGGCCAAGUUGGACUUCUUUGGCAUCUUCAGCAUCGGACUUCGAGAGAUGCACAAUGUCAUCUGCAUCGUCUACAAUCGCGAAGACGCCGCUAUGCGCAAGCGCGUUCAAUGGUUGGUGCGCACAUUGAUCCAGGACUGUGCUGACAACGGCUGGGGCGAAUUCCGAACUCACGUCGGGUUGAUGGACCAGAUCGCUGAUACGUAUGACUUCAACGGCCAUGCUCUCAUGAAGUUGAACGAAACCAUCAAGAAUGCGCUCGACCCCAAGGGCAUCUUGGCGCCGGGCAAGAGUGGGGUUUGGCCAAAGAGCUAUGAUCGAUCCAAAUGGGCGCUGGGACAGGAUUACAUUAAAUAG